Molecule: messenger RNA, 1391 nt
Organism: Pomacea canaliculata
Lineage: Eukaryota; Metazoa; Mollusca; Gastropoda; Architaenioglossa; Ampullariidae
Product: mucin-19-like
Exons: 3
Coding region: 103-1170 (355 amino acids)
Source: RefSeq, a predicted model, not a curated record
AAAUUCCUAUAAAGGCAUGAACGUUUGCCCCAAUCCGAUGUUCUACCACAAGCCUAGAAUUGGCGGGUUUUCUCUUGCAAUCCAGAACGGCCUCGAGUAACCAUGAAGGUAUUGCUACUGUUCCUGCUGCUCACCUCCUCAACUGUGUCGGCUGCUCAUCCGAAGAGAAGCUUACUGGGAAGUUUUCUUAGUCCUACUAGCAGUGGAACUUCCUUAAGUGGCACAGGCGGUCUUCUUGACACAGGAACCUCAGUUGUCGUAAACACUCUGGGUGACACGGCUAGCAGCCCAGGCAGUCUUCUUGACACAGGAACCUCAGUUGUCGUAAACACUCUGGGUGACACGGCUAGCAGCCCAGGCAGUCUUCUUGACACAGGAACCUCAGGUGUCGUAGACACUCUAGUUGACACGGCUGGCAGCCUGGCUGAUGGUAUCACUGCAGGCGCAGGGUGUGAAAAUGGUGUGAAUGUUGGUCUGCCGGUUAUUGGUGGUGAAAGUGGUUCUGGUGUUGAUCUGUUGGCCACUGUUCCAGGCACUAACAUUCUAGAUACUAAAAUUGUAGCUGAUGUUGGAGUCUCUGGUGUUCUAAGUACGAAUCUUGAAGGUAAUCUUGGAAUCAUAGAUGGUCAGGGUGGUGGUCUGACACCUGAUGUUUUAGGCACUAGUAUUUUGGGUACGAAUCUUGGAGGCACCGAUGGUCUGAAUAUUGGCCCCGUUGAUGAGGUUCUCACUGAUGUCCUUCCUGACAUUGCGGGUACGAUCGGCACCGGCACUAGUAUUUUGGGUACCAAUCUUGGAGGCACUGAUGGUCUGGAAAUUGGUCCCGUUGCUGGGGUUCUCACUGGUGUCCUUCCUGACAUUGUGGGUACGACCGGCACCGGCGGCACGGACUGCCUGACUGACGGCACGCCAGUUGACGUGGACAGCCUGGUCAGGCCCAUCGUGCAGUCCGCCAUGCUCCAGUUCCAAGCGGCUAUCAUAGUAGGCCUGCAGGCGGUGUCCAUGGUAUCGGACAUCUUCAUUAAACUACUGGCAAACGGCUUAGUCAUCGUGGUCGAUCUUGUAGUGUUCAUAGUGCAAAUGCUGCUGUCGUCGAGUGGCCUCCUGAAACUGGGCUGUGGCACAAGCCUCACUGGACUGUCGCUGAUCAGGUCCUUGCCACAGGUGUAGGACUCGGACUAGCACCGCUUGCUGCAGGACCUGGACAGAUCAUUCCUUGACGCAGGGGACUGAAGCAGAAGUCGAGACAAGCUAGACGAUGACGUCACAUCCUGAUGUCCCUCUGGUGUCUCAAGCUAUCAAGUCACAUUCACAUAAAAAUUAAACAUGAAAUGUUGAUGUUCCCAUUACAACAAUGGGAGAAUUGCGUGAAAUAUAUCACUGCAGACUAA